This is a messenger RNA of Schistosoma mattheei, 9208 nucleotides long. Lineage: Eukaryota; Metazoa; Platyhelminthes; Trematoda; Strigeidida; Schistosomatidae. The record is from the annotation of a GenBank genome assembly.
AUGAUAAAUAAUCGACCUUUAUAUUUACAAAGUGAUUUAAUAUGUGAAUUGACACAUAAACUAAAUGGACCAAUAAUAAAUGUCAACUGUCAAGAAACUUCAAUUACUCAACAACAGUGGUUUCCAUUAUUUUCUAUAAACACCUUAACUCUGAAUGUAAAUAUGCAAAUAAAUCUUACUGAAGAAACUGAAUAUAAUGGUGAAUUUAUAAAAUUUGAUGGAAUAUCCGAAACGGAUUUUGAAGUACCCGAUAAAAAUCACACAUUAUUGGUUAAUAAUUUACUUAUAGAAAAUAAUAUCACAAAUCAUAAUUAUAUUAAUAUGAUAAUGAACACACCUGACAAAUUUAGUUAUUUUAUUGAACAAUUAAAGUGUUUAACUUAUGAACAAUGGAAAAUAGUAUACAAUUCAUGGGAAGAAAGUAUUCGAACAAGAGAAAUUAGAUAUUUUCUUGAAAAUGUUAUGUUGGAGGUUCAAACUGAAUCAUCGAUAAUCUUUAUCAUAAAUCAUUUUAUUGUUAACGCAAAAAAUGAAUAUAAACAACUUAAAUGGAUUAACUAUCUUAGUAUAGUAAAGAAACCAUCCAUUGAGUUCAUGAAAGAGAUCAAGAGCUUGUUAACAGAUGAUUUAUACAAUCAUACAGUUUAUUAUGUCAGUUUAAGUAUAAAGCGUUUUGUGAAAAUCAUCCAUCAUUCAUUAAAAACCCUCCAGACUGUUGCAAACAUUGGUAAAAUUUUAUCUUCUCAAAAAAUCAUUUCACUUUUUCAAAAAAUUUUAAUUGAUUAUAAAAUGGAAUAUAAUGAUAAUUUACGAUUAUAUUUUGGGCAAAUAAUUGAUCAUUUUCGAUGUGAACAAAAUGUAGAUAAUAUUCUAUGGAAUGUAUUUUUAAAUACUACUGAAUCAAAUGAAUUAAGGAUUACAAUUUUUAAUUCGUAUAUUAACUGUUUAACGGAUGAAAAAAUGAAAAAAAUCAUGAAAAUUUUAAAUAAAUCUUUAGAUAUUCAAAUUCGAUCAUAUAUGAUAUGUAAACUGGUUAGUUUAUUCAAAACACAUGAUCCUUCUAAAAAGCAUUUACAAUUAAUAGUUUAUAAAUAUGAAAAUGAAAUUAUUCAAUUAAAUAAAGAUAAUGGAUUUCUCUUUAUCAUCAGAAAUUCUGGAUAUUAUGAAUGGAUUCAAAAAACCAAAUAUGGUAACUUCUUUGUAGAAUUAACAAUAAUAUACGAAUCAUACAGUAUAUUACCGAACACUAUUAGGACGAAAUUAAAAUAUCAAAAUAAAGCGAAAUUAUCUAAUAUUAUCGAUGUUUUAUAUCAAUAUGGCAGUGAAACAUUCCUUUACAAAUUUCUAAUCAAUCUAAUCAAAACAAUCACAUCAACUUAUGUUCCAUGGAUGAAAGACUAUACAGCAAAUAUUUAUAAUCAGACUCAAACGUUGAGAAAAUAUGAUUCGAUUUUCAUCAAAUGGUUUGAUGAGGUUAUAUUUCACUCAUCAAAUAUAAGUUAUCAAAUUCAGAAUUGGUUUACUACUGAGAAGACUAUCUUGAGUCAACCAAUCAAACUGAAUCAUGCAAAACAUCUAUGGAAAUCAAAAAAUGAGCAACCAUUAUUAAGUGGAUUCUAUAUUGAGUGGAAAACAAAUGUUAUUUCUUAUAUGAAUUCCUAUAUGAAUAGUGUGUACAGUUUGAAUCCAUAUCAGUUUUCAUUAUUCAUAAAUCACAAAUCAAAAUUUUAUACUUCUCAAACAGUACAACUUAUGAGUGGAUCCUAUGAAAUUUUUGGUUAUCAAUCGGAUAAACAAAUUGAUUGGAAUUUUCAUUUAAAUAAUAGUUUUAAACUUGCCACUGUUUCUAAUUUGUCAAUGGAAAUGUUAUUUGAUCCAUGGAGUUAUAAUUAUGAAUUAUUUAAAUACAUAAAAACUGAUUUUUUCAUGAAAAAUGGUAAACCAUAUAUCAAUUCUCAAUCAUCAAUAUUAAAUCAUUCAAUAGAAACAACACUUCAUCCUUUUAAUUGGUUACAUUUAAAUAUUGAAAGAUUAUGUAAUUCUGAAGACAAAUACUUAUCUAUCCAAUGGUUUCAAAUCAACAUAAUUGAAAUUAAAGGAUUUUUAUUACAAUUUAAUUAUUUAUCUACUAGUCAUGAAGAAACAAAAAACAAUCUAACUAACAUUAAUCAUUUUUUUAUUCAUCGAUUAAAUGUAUCUAUGCAACAGAAUCAUAAUUUACAAAAUAAUAUUUUCCAAUUCAAUAUUAAGAUAAAAUAUCAGAAUAAUAAUUUACAAUAUGUUGAUUUAAAUUGUUUAGUAUUUCAGAAAGAUUCAUAUCAUUUACAAAUUGACAUUACUCAAGACGGUUUAAUACAAGCGAUAGGCUACUUUAAUGAACAAAGAAUGAUCAAAGCAAAUGGAAGUUUAGAGGUUCAAGGAAACGAUACAAAUGCAAGGAUACAGCUUCAUAAUCCUUCCAUAUUUUUAAAUGUUAGUUUUAAAAAAUACCACAAUUCUCUUCUCGUUGUACAAGCGAUUAGUCAAGCUGAUCAUUGCCCAUUCCAAUUCAGUUUGAUUAAUUAUGUAAUCAAUCAACAACAUCUUAAAAUGUUAACAAUCAAUUCACUUCAAACAGUAUUGUCUUUGAAUGUAUCCAACUUUUUGAAAAUAUAUUGGAGUAUUAAUUUAAAUUCUACAGAAGAUAAUAAUUUACCUUCAUAUUAUAGUAAAAUGUUAUUCAAUAUAACAAUAUUUCAACAUUUCCUAAUUUAUCAAAGCUCAGUCUAUUGGAAUGAAACUUCAAUUAAUAAUACUAAUGUGAAUACAAAUGAAAAUGAUAAAAAUAUAACAAUUAAAACAAAAGCUGAAAGCUCAGCAUCCAAUCACUUCAAUUUCGAAUGUACCAUCAAUAUGUUUAAAACAAAAACAUUUCUGACUCCGUAUUAUGGACAGCCGACUAAAUUUCAUAUUAAUAUUAAAUUUGUGUCUCCAAAUAAAAAUAGUCUUCGCGAAUUCUCCUUAAUGACUCAUUAUGAGGUUAAUAUUCAGCAAUUAAGGAGUAUUAAAACGUCAGUCACCUCCACUUUUGCCGAUGAAAAGAUUGGUUUCAUUCUAAACAAUCAACUAGAAUGGAAAUUAACUGAUAUUGGAAUGAUAAAUAGAUUAUACAGUACAACUAAUAUUUAUUCUAAAUUAAUGAAUGAAUCUAUUAAAUUAAUUUUAUUACAUAAUAUCGAAAAUCAAUUAUUAUCAUUAAUACUUAUGGAAUAUAAUAAUCAAUAUGAACAAAAAAUUUAUUCUAUUAAAAGUUGGUUACAACCAUGGCGUAAUUUACAUGAAUUUAUAUUACAAUGGCCAAAUUUAAAAUUACUACAAAUUAUAACUAUAUAUGAUAUUAUACCAAUAGAUUUAUAUAGUGGAAUAACAUUAGAUCAUUUAAUUUACUUUAAUCAUAUAAAAUAUUUUAUUAUAAAAAAUCAAAUCAUGUUUAAAUUAGAUGAACAAAAAUUAUCUAUUUUAUAUCAAAUUAAAAGAUUAAAUGCAUCAAAUACUACUGAAUUAACUUCAAUGAUAAGUAAUAUAACACAAAAUGAAGAAAUUAUUUUACAAUUAGAAUUCAUUAUACAAUUAUAUUAUCAUAUCAAAUUAUUACCAUUAUAUAUUCAAAUGAUAUGUGAAAGCAAAAUUCAUUUUUAUUUAUCUAAUUAUAAAAUAAAUAAAAAUAUGAUGGGUAAAUUAAAAUUGAAUAUAGAAAAAUUAAAAAGUGAUAUACAUUUUGAAUUAUUAAAUGAUUAUUUAAAUAAUCAAGUCAAUAAUAAUAUUCAAUUACAAAUGAAUUAUGAUUUUUAUAAUAAAUCAAUAAUUCAUCUAAGUUUUAAAACAAACACACAAUUGAAUAUACAAAAUAAUUUAAUGAUUUAUUGGAAAUCAAUAAAUCGUUCACAAUAUUUAAUCAUAAAUUGUAUGAUUCCAUCAUAUGGUAAAUUUAUUUAUCAUUUUAAACAUAAAUGGAAUCAUAUUUAUUUUUUUGAAGGUUCUAAUAUGUUGUCAAUUCAAUUAUUUAUAAUAAAUAAUUGGUUGAAUGGAUUUUAUCUAAAUAAUAAUUAUAUUUUACAAUUAAAUACAAAUGAAAAGUUAUUUGAAAUAUAUAUUGAAUAUAAUACAAAUAAUUCAUUAGGUCCUGGUACACCAAUACGUAUAAGAAUAAUGUUUAAACAUGAUGAAUAUUAUAAACAUGGUAAUUUAGAAAUUAGUUUAAAUUCACAAUUAAUUGGUUAUUAUAUUGGAUAUGAAAUGAUGAAUAGUAUGAUUCAAUAUCAGUUGGAUACAAGUAAUAAUAAGAAAUCAAUAGAUUUUAUUAGUCAUUGUAUCAUUGGAUAUCGUUUUUACGAAGGUCGUGGUACAAAAGGUUAUCAAAUUGAAUUAUUUAUUAUACAAUAUAAAAAUAAUGAUCAACUUGAUAUUUUAUUGAAAAUUGGACGACCUGGUCUAGUUAAUCAUAAUAUAAUAGAAUAUAAUCAUUUAUUACAAAGGAAUCAAACAAAAUUUCAAAUUUCUACUGUUUAUUUAAAUAAUCCUUAUUUUCAUCUAAAUUUUGAUAUACAAUAUAUUGAGAAUUUAUUAUUACCUAUUUAUUCAAAUAUUAGUCUAUUUAUUCCAUGGAAUCAUUUAAGAUUAACGAUACAAGAACAAUUAAAAAUCAAUAAAUCUUCUUCUAUCAUUUAUGAAAAUCUAUUAAUUUCAAUGAAUCAAUCAACAAUAUUUUAUUAUUUUAAUCAAUCAUUUAUAUAUGAAAAUAAGUUAAUUAAAUCUUUAAAUAUACUUCAGAAUAUAUAUUUACAAUGGAAUACAAAUGUAUACAGUACACAUUAUAGUAUAUUAUCUUAUAAAUCCUUACAAAAUACUAUGAAUACUGAAUACCAUGAGCAAUUUAUAGGUAAUUGGAAUUCAUCUAUCUAUUUAACAUGGAUUCAUAAUCAUUUCAAUAAUAAUUUAAAUAUUUAUUAUAAUUUAACUGAUCAUAUAUGGAAUAAUAGAAUUGAUGGAAAUAUGACUGAAAUCACUAAAAUCAAAUUAAAUACUACUAUAUAUCAAUAUAAUUAUUAUGGAAAUAUUAUCAUUUCAUUUUAUCAUAUUGAUAUUAAACUUAUAAAUGCAACAUAUAUUUCUAAAAAACAAUUACAUAAUUCAAUGAUAAAGAAUUAUAUUGAAUUUAGUUAUUGUCAAAAUCAAACAAUUCAUACUGGAUAUUUAAUAGAAUCUAUAUAUAAACAACAAAGUGGUUUGAUUUCUUAUCAUUUUUAUAAUAAAAUAAAUAAUAAUACAAUUUUAAAUGUUUAUUUAAAAUUAGAAGAUUUUGAUAAUUUUCAGGUUAUUAUAAACAUUAUUCCAAUUAAUUUUACUAAUAUUCAACUUAUUAAUAUUCAAUUAACUAGUAGUAUAUCUGUAAGUAAUAUUGAUUGGAUGUUAAAUGCUACAAUGGAAAUUCAGCCAUAUUUACCUAAAAUUUUGAUGCUAAUCAAAAUAUACCCAAUUAUGUUACAUUUCAAUAAUAAUAAUAAUACAUUACAUGUUCAUUCUAAACCAUUACAAUAUUUUAUUAUAAUGAAAAAUACAGAUAAAUAUAGUGAAUGGAAGCUUUUUAAUAUGUCUUAUAUACAAACAUUUGACAAUGACACUAAUAUGCAAGCUAAAACUGUAUCUAUUCAAUUAAUAACACCAUUAAUAAUAUUGCCUUAUAUUACAGUGACAGUAAAUAAAUCCAUUCAACGUAUAACUACUAAUGAAACAUUGAACAAUUUAAUUGAAUUUAAUCAUACUACUAAUUAUAAUCAGUCAAUUAAUAUCCAAAUGAAUUCAAUACAAAUCAAUAAUAAUAAUUUAACGAUUUUAAUUAAUAUUCAUAAAAAGUAUAAAUUAUUAUUAGAUAUUAGAAAAAUUAUAAAAAAUUCUUUAUAUUGCCAUUUUAUAAAUAUUUCAUUAUUUAAUAAACAAAAACAAUUAAAUAAUUUUGUACAAACUUUCGAAAUAAAUCAAUUAAAUAAACAAUUUAACAUUUAUCAAUUAAAACAACAUUUACAAAUACUCAAUAAUAAUAAUGAUAGUUGUUAUUAUAAUUUAUUAUUCAAUUUAAUUCAUUCAAAUGAAGACAAAAAUAAUUUGUUUAAUUUAUUUAAUUUACAUUUUAAUUCAAAUAUACCAAUAUUAAUUAAAGAACAAAUAAAUGAAAUGAAUAUAUAUUUUGAAAAUAAUAAUAGUAUUAUUGAUAAUCAGAUUAGUUUUAAAACAAUAUUUAAUUAUUCAUUAAAUUGUAUUCAAUUAAUUUAUUAUCAAUUACAAAUUAAAUUAAUUAAAAGUAACUAUUUAUUAUUAUUUUUAAAAUAUGAAAUAUAUUCAAACAAUAAAUGGAUGAAAUUUAAACAAAAUCAAAAUUGUUUUGUCGAAUUUCAUAUUUAUAAACAAUCUAAUUAUUCAAUUAUAUUUAAUUAUAAUGAAAAAUAUUCAAUCAUAAAUUAUGAUGUAUCACAGUCCUUAUUUAUAUUGAACAUUGAAAAGUUUAUAUUUUUUAAAACAAAUAUCAUGAAAUUUAUUUUAUUAUUAUUAUAUAAUACUACUAAUCAUUUGAAUUAUACAAAACAAAAUAUACAACAGAUUACCAAUAAAACUUUAUUUAUAAAUAAUGAAAAUAAUUUAAUCGAUUUUAUUGUAAUGAUUCCAAAACUUAUUGAUUUCAUACUUAAAUUUCAAUUAUAUAAUACUAUUGAAUUUCAACAAAUUUAUCAAAUUUCCAUAAUAAACAUGAAUGUAUCUACUAAUUUAUCAUUUAUUCCAUCUAUCAAUUAUAUUAUUUCAAUGAAGAAACAAAAUAUUUCAUUCAAACAAUUAAUAACCAGCUUGGAUUAUUAUGGAUGUAUUAAGAAUUUAUUAUAUAAUGGUAAUAUUAAUCAAUCAAAUCUUAUAUCACAGGCGAAUCGUAUAAAUAACCAAAAUAAAAUUAUGAUAAUCAAAAAAAAUGGGAAAAAAUCAAUAAUUAUUCGAACAUUUUUAAGGAAAUUAACUUAUUCUAUUGAAUCAAAUCAAUUUAUAGUAAAUGAAACGAAUAAUAUUUAUAAAAAUAAAACAAUCAUAUAUGAAUCAAUUAAUAUGACAAAUCUUAAUAGAAAAAAUAAUAUUCGAAUUAAAUUUACUACUUAUCAGAAUUAUUAUAUUCUGUAUACUGGUGAGAAAACAGAUGAACACAUGGAAAGAUUGCAACAUAUUGGUUUUAAUCUAGAAACAAACAUUUUGAAACAAGGUUCUAUAAAUAUUCUAAGCAAAAUAUCCAAAUCUACAGGUAACACUCAGCUGAUAGUAACCAUGAAUCAUGGGUAUAAUUCAACUGCCGAUCAUCAACUUAUUGUUACAUGGCCACAUGUUUUCGAGGAGGAACAUUAUCCUUUAUUAUUUCUAAAAACUUCGAAUAAGUCUUUGAAUCUAACUGUUAGUUACUUCCAACAACCGGGUUUAUUAAAUACAUCUCUUCAGAUUAUAACAAAUGAACACCACACACAAUGUAAAUUCUACUGGAAAAAAUGGAAUUCCAUUCACCUACUGAUUGAAAAUUAUCUGGAAUUCAAUUACAAUCUUAUUUAUCAAAAUUAUAAUAAUAACAUUUAUCAUAUUAAUUAUGAUUACCAUGAUAUUUUUCAAAUAAUCUACCAGUUAUAUAAUCAAAAUAAAUCAUUCAAUUUUAGUUAUAUAAUUUCAAUGAAUUAUCAAGAUAAGAAUAUAUUUGUUAAUAAUGCUGAUUUGUUAGAUAUUAAGUCAGUAAUCGGUUCCAAUGAACACAAUACAAUACUGCAAAUCAAAUUAACCAAGAAUUAUGGUGCCAUGUUACAAGUAAUCAGUCAUCAUCAGUCAAUCAAUCAAAGUAGUUUGAAUGGUCGUUUAAUAGUACACUUAGAUCAUUCAAACAUUCUUCAUUUAUUUUCGUACUGGAGACCAGAAAUAAGUGAAGAUUUAUCAUUAUCUAUGAAUGGAUUACCUAAACAAAUCAAUUCUAUAAUUCAAUUUAGUUUUUCUAAAAUAUAUCAGUAUGGACAACAAUUCAUUAUUAUGUUUACAAAUAAUUUAAUGAAUUCUAUAGAUCAAAUAAAAUUUAAUCAAUCUAUUAAUAUAAUUUAUUCUGAUUUAGAAUAUACUACUUAUUUACUUAUAUAUUGGAUAAAUAAUGAAUCUGUUUUUAUUGAAUCAAUCAAUAUUCCAAUAAUUAAAAAUAUAUUAUCAAUGAAUUUAAAUAUAAAAAAAUUAAAUUUUCUGGAAAAAUGGCAUGGAUACAAUAAAAUGUUCAAUAAUUUAAUUCAAUCUAAAUUCAAUUUAAUAAAAUAUUUUGAUAACAUUUAUAAACAUUUAAUGAUAUAUAUAGAAUCGAAUACACAACAUAAUUCUUUCGAAAAAUUAAUAGACAAUAUUAAUCCAUUUCUUAAUUAUUUGGUGAAUAAAACGAUCGAGAAAUCAGAAGAUUUUUCCAAAGAUUCAAUUAAAGGUUUAAAAAUAAGCUUCAAUGCUUUUGAUGCUUUUUGGUAUUCUGUGGUCGAAAUCUACAAUAUAUGGAUAAAAAUGCCAUCAAAGAUCAGUGAAAAUAUAUACAAUCUCCUUGUUAAUGAUGCGAGAAAUUCUGCGAAACUAGAAAAUAUUACAGUUUAUUUAAAACAGGUGAAUGAACGAUUAAAAAUCUCUUAUAGUUUAUUUGAAAGCAUUCGAAACAAUGUUAGCACUAUAGGGCAAUGUGCCAGUGAUGGAAUCAGUGAACAAUGGUGGAAUGAAAAUUCCAAUUAUGAACAACUGAAUCAGUUCAUCCAACUAAUUAAACAGAAGGAAAUAGAAGAAUCUUACACGAUACUAUUCAAACCACAUUUGCGGACUUUCACCAAAUCAAUGGAUAAAAAUCAAUAUUAUUUUAAAAUAUAUAUUCCACAGUUAAUCAAGAUAUUUACCUACUACGUACCGAAAAUUUGGCCUUAUUACCUACAGAUCUUAGAAGAACAAUCAAAAAUGAAAUCACAAGUAAAUCAACUAACAACAGAAUCUAACAAUUUUGUAUAAACAAUAUUUCUUUUUUUAUUAUAAAUAUCAUAAUGGAAUGUUUUUUUUCUUCUUCCUUAAUCCUAAUGAUAAAUAAUAAAUUCAUACUACUGUUAUGUACAUAAUACAAAAAAGAAUUGACAAAAUAUUUGUGAACUUAUGA